AUUGGCAUUACUGGCCGCUCAACUCGCGGAAUAUGCACAAGAGUCACAUCACGGUAAUAGUGGCGUGGAUACAGGUCAGCAACUUCCUCCGUCAUCGGACACUGCCAUGCCUGUGGAUGACGAGGACGAUGAUGAAGACAUGGAUGAGGUUAUAAUUCCGUAAUAUUAUUCGCGCACCACUUUUUCAUCUACUGAGUAACUGUAUCGAUUAGAUCAAUUCCGGAGCUUUUUGUGCAUAACGUGUGAUACAUCUUGACACUCCACCACAGCUUUGUCAACUUCGUCAUGACCGAAGAGUCGACGCAAUCAGCCAAUGCCGAGUUUGCGGCCUUCCACAAUCGGCUACAAGAGUUGGAAGAUAUGCUCCCGGGACAUAUUCAACAAUGCAAAGAGCAUGUAAAGUUCAUAGAUUCUCCUAAAGAGGAAUGCAAUUGGCAUGCCAAGGACAAGGACGAGAAGAUGAAGGAGUUUAAAGAAACUUUGACCACCGUUUCGAAGGUAGUCGAAACGGCCCAAGACGAACAUAGAAAUCGAAAGGUUCUGUGCAAGAGCGACACCGAAGCUGUUCUGCAAGAAAUACAUGCUAUGCAUGAGGUGCAAAUAAAAACUCUUAACGUCUAUUCGGGAUGGCAAGUUUUCGAUUUAACUGUGAAUAUUGGCCCAGGCCUACUUAUUUCGAAACCAAUUUCGUAGAGCAUCGACGUAUGCUUAGGAAUAUAUAACGGCGGGCCAUACUCUGUCCGUGGUAGUCAAAGUCUAUUUCGCGAUCAAACAGAAGACGGGAC
This is a messenger RNA of Guyanagaster necrorhizus, 785 nucleotides long. RefSeq lists its product as uncharacterized. The coding region runs from base 286 to 693 and encodes 135 amino acids. NCBI's taxonomy places the organism in Eukaryota, Fungi, Basidiomycota, Agaricomycetes, Agaricales, Physalacriaceae. The transcript is spliced from 2 exons. The record is from RefSeq and is a predicted model, not a curated record.